Plasmodium fragile is the source of this 2592-nucleotide messenger RNA. RefSeq names its product Atypical/RIO/RIO1 protein kinase. Lineage: Eukaryota; Apicomplexa; Aconoidasida; Haemosporida; Plasmodiidae. The coding region runs from base 1 to 2592 and encodes 863 amino acids. The transcript has a single exon. The record is from RefSeq and is a predicted model, not a curated record. Gene Ontology annotation, molecular function: ATP binding; protein serine/threonine kinase activity.
AUGAAGAUAAGAAAAGGGAAAAUCAAAACGAAUGAGAAGGACUACAAUUAUGGCGGAGAAUUCGAAAGCUACGUAUACUCCAAAGAAGUAAGCAGUGAUGUGAAAAGCUCCUUAAUCGAAGGAGAAAAACUCUCCAACAAAUUUCGAAACAGAGGAUUGACCAGGGACAAAAGGGCAACUGUGAAUACCGUACUAGAUAAUAGAACGCUGCUUAUUUUAAAAAAACUCAAAGAUAAUUUUCUAAACGAGAUAUAUGGAGUGGUCAGUUCGGGGAAGGAGGCCUACGUCUUCAAUUCGCAUAAGUACCUGAGUAGGGAGGAGCUCAGGGCAGUCAAGGAGUUGCUGCUCAGGCGGAGACAUAGGCGCCGCGACGAUCAUCAUAGUGACGAUGAGCAUAGCGACGAUGAACAUAGCUGUGAUCAACGUAGUGACGGUCAACGUAGUGACGAUGAUCAUAAUAGCCAUGACCAGCAUAGUGACGAUGAAGAUUGUGACGGUCAAUGCAGCGCCGGUCAACGUAGUAAACAUGAACAUAGUGACAAUGAACAGGACGCAGGUCUCCCUGACGGGGGAGACGCGCCCAGGUGCGUUCGCUUCGCGCACGAGAGCCUGUACAAGGUGUACCACCUGAGCAGGCACUUGGAUGAAGUGGGGGCAGAAAAAAGGGAAGAAAGGGAAGAAUCGCAGGGGGAGAAGGAUGAGGAAGAAGAUGAAACGGAGGAAGAAAACGCAGCGGAAGAGGAAGGCAGUCCGAACCUGCGGGGCGUACUGGACGAAACCUACGACAUAAUUGACAAAAUGAGCGAAAUGGUCGCCGAGGGGGAUGAGCAUACAUGGGAUCCUUUGCAAAACAAGCAGGUAGCCAUAUCUUUUGCGACGAAGGUUUACAACACAUCCGUGCUGGUGUUUAAGAAGAGGUCACAAUACAUUGAAGGAGAAUUUCGAUUCAGAAAUGCCUACACCAAAAAUACCAACCCAAGGAAAAUGGUGAAGCAGUGGGCAGAAAAAGAGUUCCGAAAUUUAAGGCGAAUAUUAAUAUGUGGAUUGAGAUGUCCCUAUCCUUUGGUCUUAAAAAGUAACGUCAUUGUGAUGAGUAUGUUAGGUAGCCUAGACACUGCUUGCCCCAAAAUGAAGGACCUAAUUUUGAGCCCCUUAAAAUGGAAAGAGCUAUACAUUGAAUGUAUAUGCAUUUUGAGACAACUUUUUUGCAGCUGUAAACUUGUUCAUGCAGAUUUUUCAGAAUAUAAUUUGCUUUACUUUUAUAACCAUAUUUACAUCAUCGAUGUGUCGCAGUCUAUGGAGCACGAUCACCCCUACUCUCUGGAGUUUCUAAAGAGAGAUUGCGUAAACAUUACCAAUUUUUUUAAGAAGAAAAUUGGCACCCUUCAAAAUGAUAUGCAGGAGAGCGUUGAUCAGCUGAACGAGAUGCUGCACGGAGCCAAGAUUGACCAGGAGGUCGCGUUAAAGAAUCGUUGCGGGGUGAGCGAGGACGCUGCGGGCAUCACGAAUGGCACGAAUUGUACCAACUGUGAGGAGAAUGGCCUCCCGAUAGACAAGAGCAAUAACGAAAAGCACAACAAGUCGAGCGAAUCCUUCUACAGCCACGUGCAGAUUCUCCCGCUCAAAAAGCUCUUCGAUUACAUCGUUUCGUCUAGCCUACCCCAAGAAGUUACCUACUUCCUAGAAAGAGACAAAAAGGAAAUACACAUGGACCCGUCCGAAAUAACAUACCUUCAAAUUUUUGGCCUAAUAAAAAACACCACUCCCAUACCUAAGCUCAAUUUAAGGAAUAUAAAAAAAAACAGAACAUACUUUGAAAAACUAAAAAGAGCCACAGGUUAUUAUGUAACCAAAUUUUUUGCAAAGAAUCAGUCCCACAUAAAAAAACAUGCCGAUAAAAGCCAAGUAGAAGAACAGAUUUUCCUAAGUUCAUGGAUCCCAUCACAUUUGAACGAAAUAAAAGAUAUUAAAACAAUUGAAAAGGAUCUGAAGCUUUUGAAAAAAGGAAAAUCUAUGGUCAGCAAUUUUAUUUCGAAUAAUUAUCACACAGAGCGUUCUAAGCAUGCCCCAAAAAAUAACACCUUCGUGGAGCAUAACAGUUUAGAAGGAGAGAAUCCUUCUGAUGCAGCCACCGGAGCAAAGAACCGCAGAACAAACGGUGAUUGCACAGUACAUGCGCAAAAGGAAGAAAUGACUGGAAAUUUUACCAGCACGUGUGCACAAAGGGAAAAUUCAAACGAUGAAGACAACGGGGGAGACCCUUAUGAACAGGGUAAGGAAACCCAUAAAAAUGGUGAACACGAAGUGUUGGAUGAGAUAAGCGACAAAAGGUCUCCCAAGUCGCUUGAAACAGUGGCAUCUUCGAAGAAUGUACUCGAUGCACACAAAUCAGACGCAAGCAAUGACGAAAACAAUUUUGUGAACAGCGAACAGGAGGAGGAAGUCAAAUUUAAGGGAAUAAUUCCCGAGGGGGUAACGAGAAAGGAGUGGAGCAAAUUAGUGAAAGAACAAAACAGAGAGAAAAGAAAGCACAAAAUUCCAAAGUACCAGAAAAAGAAGAAGAAAAAAAAAGCGCACUUGAAAAAAAAAUGA